AGCGGUAGUGCCUAAAUAGUGGCGAUUGUCUUCACGAUGGGAACAGCGUGGAUCACGAUUUGGUGGUAAAAAAAAUAGAAACCGGUCUGUUGGCUUUCUGGCAAGCCACUAAGAAUGCUGUCAGACAACCACACACUGUGUGUAGUUGGGUUGCGAUCACGACUUGCCCACGCGCGGUGUUGUGCGAUGACGAAGCCUUAAAGAUGGAAGGAUCCUACAAACGCAGCUCAGUGGAGCGUCCCAGGGCUUGCGCGAGGGACGAUGGUGAAUCGUUGUCGAGCCACGGCGGUAGCAGAAGGGACAGACCUCGCUCGACCCCUUCAGUUAACGGCGGCUAUGACAGCAACGUUCGGAGGAGCGACAAGCGUGCCGGCUCCGCCAGGCAGAUCCGCACUCUGAGCGACUCCUGCUCGGAGGUGGGCAGCUCCGACUCGGGCUCCCACGAGCGCCGGGCCCACGCCCCCUUGCUCCGGGUCCAUCGAACGCUGAGCUCUCCCGCGAGCACCAUGGACUCAGAUGAGCUGGCGCUCUUGCGCUUCGUGCAAGAACUUCAGGAAUGGGUGCACGUGCAGCAGGCCAAGGUGGACCACGCAGGUUGGGGCAAGGACAUGCGAGAAGUCGACCUGCACCUGCAGAAGCAAACCGCUCAGCACGCCACCAUCAGCAACUUCAAAAGCAAGCUAGACGAGGCAAAGAAGUACGAGAAUGAUAUCUCGCAAUACCACAAGAUGUGCUACGGUGAACACCUUGGCGUGCUGUACCAACACUACCAGAUUCUGCUCGUCUCGUCCGAGCGGCGGCUCCAGAACCUGGAGUGUUUGAGGGUACUGGUCACGCACGCCACGGAGCAGUUGAUGCAUCUCAACGAGCAGGAGGAGGCGGAGCUGUCGUUCGACUGGAGCGACCAAAACCCCGACAUGGGUGCCAAGAGAGAUGCCCACGCUGUGCUGAUGAAGGACUUGGAGAAAAUGGAACUGACGUUGAAUCAAAUCCACAAGCACGGAGAGCACUGGCUUCAGCAGGGCCACCCAGCUGGGAAGACUAUCGAGGCCCUCCUGGCGGUGCUGCAGGUGCAGUGGGGCUGGGUGCUGCAGCUAUGCCUCUGCGUGGGGAAGCAUCUCCUGGAGAACACCGCUUACUUUCAGUUUUUCAGAGACGCGCAGGAUGCCGAACGUCAGCUUCUGGAGCUGCACGGUCUGAUGCAGAAGCAACGUGCCAACUCGCUCGCUGAUUACAGAGACGUCAAGAAAACUUCGAAGGUAAUCCUGGAGCGGCUGGAGGAGGUGGAGGUGGCCGUGGGAAACCUCUCCCGCAAGUCCACGCAGAUCGUACAGCUCAAGCCACGCCGCCCCGACCACGCCGUCGCUGCCCCCCUGCCCAUCAAGGCCAUCUGCGAUUACAAGCAGGACGGGGUGUGCGUGUGCCAGAAGGACCAGGCGUACUUCCUCCAGGACAACUCACGGCGAGUGUGCUGGCGCGUGUUCCUGCCGGGCGGAACGCAAGCCACCGUGCCCUCCGUAUGCUACAUCAUCCUGCCUCCCAACGGGGAGGCUAUCGCUGCCUCAGAGAGGCUGCAGGAGAUGCUGAAUGACGUGCGGAGGCUGUGGAGGCAGGUGCAUGCGGACAUGGAGGCUGCGCUGCUCUGGCACACGCUGCGAGAGGAGGUCACCACCGUGCACACGUGGACACUCACAGUGUUCAAGAGGAUGAAGGAGGAGGAGCACAUGAGCGUGAUGAGCAACUUGCAGGAGCACUACGAGGAGUUCCAGGGCACCCAGAGCACUUGCGAGAUCCUGGGCGACGAGAACUACGCUCACAUGGAGGCCAACGUGUGGGCCACGCAGCAGCACUACAAGAACCUCCUCAAGGCCAUCGGGCAAGCCUAUACGCCCCCUCCAGCCCGGGCGAGGGCGAGGAAGCCCUCUGAGGUGAGCGUGGAGCUGCGGGGAGACGGCGUCUCUCCUCACCCUCUGCCCCGCGAUGGAGGAGAAGGCGACCCAACACGCCAUGGGGCCUCACAAGCCGCGGCAAGCCAUCUUUACGGCAACCCCCCGACUAGUUUUACAGGAAAUGAUGAGAACCAUGAUGUAACAAAGGAAGAUGUAGUUGACAUCACACCCCAAAAGUCUUUAGCCAGGGCACUUCAGGAAGAUGUCAUAAUCUCUGUUGAGGUGAGCCAAGAGCAGGCUCGACCAGCUGUAACCCAACUAACCGCGUCCCAACGCGGCGGAGACACCAGCGGCACACCGACGGACGAGCCAGGAUAUGAGCUGUGUCACGUCGAAGCAAAAACGGUCACAGAGGAGCAGCAAGUGAUAACAAUGACCCAGGAGCUCCACAGCAGCAGCAUGGUCGUAACGAAGAGUGCAGCGCAGAGCCAGGAGGAAAGCUACAAGAACGCAGAGAUCACGGCCCACAUCGAGAAGCUGAAAGCUGAGAUGGCUAAGCUGUUUGGGGACAAAGCAAACAUGGAGGAGGAGAUGAGUCAGCUGAGAAGAGUCGCCGCGGAGACGGAGAGGUUGAAGCGGCGCGCUGAGGAGGAGGCAGUACGCCAGAGGAUGCUGGCGGAGCGUGCCAUGCAGGAAAAGUGCGGGGCGGAGGAGAAAGUGCUCGCUCUGGCCCGAGCGGAGAAGGAAGCGGCAGCGUUGUACCAGUCGGCGAUGAGCGAGGUGGAGAAGCUGAGGCAGAAAGCGGAGGAGGCGCUGGGUCUCAAGCAGCAAGCGGAGAAAGAAGCCCAUCGGCUCUCCAGGCUCAGAAAGGAGGCCAUGGAAAUCAAGCAAAUGAGUUGGCAGCAUCGGGAAGAGAGUGCCGCCGGCGAUUUGUCCGGUCGAUGUGUCAGGGCGGCGCAGGUGCGCCUGGAGAAUGUGAACAUCAUCAUGUCGCAGGUGGACGAGGCCAAGGUGGAAGCGGACCGACAGACGGCCCGGUACCAGCGGCAGCUGGACGAGGUGCAUCGGCUGAAGGCUCUGGCGGAAGGAGAGGCGGCGGCGAGGGCCCGGGCCCAGGCCGAGGCGGAGUCUCUGCGGCACGAGGCGGAGAGGGCGGCUCAGCAGCGGGGCGAGGCGGAGACGCGGGCCCUGCACCUGCGGGAGUGUGCGGAGCGAGAGAUGGAGCGGCAGCGCGCGGUGCUGGAGGAGACGGCGGCGCAGAGGGAGGGCGCCGAGCGGGAGCUGGCUGGGUUCAGGGCCCUGCUGCGGGAGAUGCGGGGCCAGCAGCUGCAGCUCGCCGGGGAAAAGGAGGAGCUCCGGGCGGAGGUCAGGGACGUCACGCUCAAGAAGGAGAAGGUGGAAGCUGAACUGCAGACGCUCAGGGCGCAGAUGCUGGAAAUGCAGAGGGGCAGCUCUGCAAGCCAAAGCCAGCAGCAGGAAACUCGGUAUGGAGUCACCAAAUGGGCAAGAGCAAUACCAACUCAAGACCUUGAAGAUGAACAAGAAUUAUCAUCCAAAGAUGAUCCUGACACUGAAAGCUCUACACUUAGCCAUGCUUUUAAUACCAAAUUCAUUCCCCAUGAGAACAAUGUGGACACUGGAAGUUUAAAAAAGCAAGAUGACAUUCCUCCAGUGGUGAAUCAUCAUCAGAUUGCUGACGACAAUUUUGAAGAGGCUGAUGCAAAUAGUGAAACAUCCGAUUUAGUUAUUAAGCAACGGAGCCAUGCUGUUCAUUGUGGUGACAUCUCACAACCGAGCCAAGGUGAGCAGUUAACAGAAACAACUCGGGAAGAGAAUAUCUAUGUUUCGGCCUUUGAGGAACGUGUAUACGAACCAAAGGUAGAACAAUCUUGCUCAAGCCAGACUGUGGAGGAGAACACUCUUGAAAAUAAUUCAGAAGAACAUGAUUCAGAAGUGUCAACUUUGGAUGGUCUUAUCUCAAAGGUAACUGUGCACAAGGAUAUUGAGAAGCCAGGUUCAGGGGGUGAUAUUUCCUUAACAUUGGUUGCGGAAGAUAUCAUCUCAAAGCCAAGCUUGGAGGAAGAUAUUCUGGUAACAAGUGAUGAAAAGCCCAUCUCAAUGUCAGCGCUAAAUGACAGCAUUUCGACUGUGGAGUUCAGCAUAGAGGAUAUAUCAAAAUCGGAUAUUGAAGAAGAUGCUUCAAAUGCAGUGGAAGUACAAACAAACUUGGAUGUAAGUGAAACUGUUACUGACAUAUCAAUUGAAGACAACACCUCAAUACCAACAUUUGAAGGAGUCAACCCAACAUCAACUGGAAAUGAGAGUAUUUUAAAACAUGUCCAAAGUGUUGAAAACUAUUUCGAAGAACCAACAACCUCUUUUGAUUAUGGAUUGAAUCCAAAUGAAGAAUAUAGCAGCGAUGAAUCCCCUCUGGACGAUAGCAUCUCAGCAUCAAUUACGGAUGGAAAUAUUACAAAAACACCAGUUGAUGAAGUAAUUUCACGUCCAGACCAGGGUGAAAUCCUGUUAGAAUCAAGCUUAACGCCAGAAGAGAAUACCUGUGAACCAAGCGUAACUGUGGAAGAGAAUGUCACAAACAUAUUGCUUGAAGAAAGAAUAUCGAGACGAACAGAGGAAGAAAUUAUCUCAUUGUCAAACCAAGAUGUAGAAAACAACAGCGCAAUACCAACUACUGAGGGUGACAUCGUUAAAUCGACACUAAACAGUACCGAAUUUGAUUCAAGCAUGGAUGACAACACCUCAGAUUCAUCCUCGGAAGACACCUCAAACCAAUUUGUGAAGGGCGGUUCAACACCAACCGUGGAAGGGAAUUUCUCAAACACAAGUCCAGAAGGUGACAUCUCGAUCCCAUUUCUUGAGGAGAACGUCUCAAGUCAAUACGUGGAGGAAUAUAUAUGGAAACCCACCGUGGGUUCAAAAACAUCCGACUCGCGAAUGUCUGUCGCAAGAAGCGGUCCAAAUGAAAUGGUGAUUCCUGGUCAAGUUGCUGAGGGGGUCAAUGUUACCUAUGCUCGUGCAGUUAAUGGGUCUGAUAUGUUGGGAGAAGAAAUUUCCGUUCAAAGAAUUGCUGAAGCCAAGUUAGACGUUGACCCGAAUGAAAACGGUUUUGGCAGUCAUAAUGAAUCGGAUGACAUUGACGCAAACGUCAUUGUUGAAACAAAUAUUCAGGAGCAUCCUUCCCAGGAAAGAGAUGUCGAGGUUGUAGUUGACAGUGUGGAGACAGAGAGAUACUACUUCAGCAAAUUGCUGUCGCAGGGUGGCGAAAACCAGGAAAAUGCAUUUAAUAACAGAGAGCUGAAUGCAUUUGAAAUAAAAAUGGACAUUAACAACGCACAGACAUCUACCGAUGCAGAUUCUUCCACUGACUCUCAUGGCUACGAUGAAGCAAUCCCUGAGCAAUGGAUAUCAGUAACAGAAAAUAAACUUUUCUUGGAGGAAACCGCCUACGUUCCUGGCCAAAGUCUACGAUACGUUGAACGCCCGAGAAUGUAUGUGACGUCAGGUCAGGGUGAACAUUACAGCAUGGCAACCGACGGUGAUUUUUCAGGGCUGAAAUACAGUGACGAGUACCAUGGGGGGUUUGGUGUGACUGGGGUUGCUCGGCAAAUACUGCAAGAGUCAUCUGUUGCUCCGGAUAUCAACAAAAGGCAAGUGGUAGUUGAACAUGAUUGGGUUCAGAGCUCAAAUGAAGCAAGCGAGGAAAUGAGAGACGCGGAAGUGACAUUGGCCAGCGAUAAUCUUGUCCCACUAUCGUACAACAGUUACCGACUUCCUCAUGUGUUCACCACAGCGGGGCUACCUCAGCUGCAUCCCGCGACAGAGAGCCAACCUAGUAAGGUGAUAUUAUUUAAUAAUUCCAAAAUGGCAUCCAAGGGGUUAUACUUUCCUCAGCUGCCUUCUGCAAGAAUGAAUCACGCCUCCGUUGGUGAAUAUGAUAAAAACUACAGGGCGGAGAAAAUCAGGAAGGAAGCAGAGGCCACUGUGCAAGACGGAAGUUCUUUUACGGAAAGGCCCACGAAAAAUACUUUGGUUCAUCAAAGCAGGAAAAAAACCAGCAUGUUUCAAGGGGACAGCUCACUCGACGAUAAGAUUAAGUGCAUGAAGAGCGAGCUGGAGCUACUGUUGCAGACCGUCAGUGAAACCAGUUCCGCUCGCCUGCAUAUACCACCGGCAAAUGAGCGAAUAUACAGAGAUGAGUAUGACCCUUGUUUUCUAAAUUCAGCUGCAUCCGGUCAUUCAUCAACAUUUACUCCUGGAGUGGGACUCAACAGCACGAUGGAUGUCAGCACCAGUUAUGCGAUCACCCAAGUGCAGGCUGCGUCACUUGAAGAUCACUCUGCCAGGCACCGGGACAAUGAAUGCAGCGCGUGGGAUUGCAAUGCUCCUGCAUUUUCGACAACGUACACAGGCACGCUUGAGAGGACAUCUCUCGAAACAAAACCACAGGAGGUCACUCUGCAAGGCCUGCGUGCGCCGGUGACGCUCAAUGAGCUGAUCUCGUCGAAGGUGAUCGAUCAUAAAACGGCGACGCAAAUCAAGAGCGGGGCCGUGACAGUCCAGGAGGCCUCGAGGCGGCUGGCGCCGUACCUGCAGGGCAACAAGGUCAUCGGUGGCCUCUACAUCGAAUCGGUCAGGGAGAGGGUGUCCAUCUACAACGCCAUCCGGCGGCAGAUCAUCCGGCCCGGUUCGGGCCUCCAGCUGCUCGAAGCUCAGGCCGCCACGGGCUUCAUCAUCGAGCCCGAGACGCGGCGCAAGCUGAGCGUGGACGAGGCGAUGCGCCACGGGGUCAUUGGCCCGGAGUUCUACGACAAGCUGCUGUCGGCCGAGCAGGCCGUCACGGGCUACAAGGACCCGAUUACCGGAGAGCACCUCUCGCUCUUCCAGGCCAUGCAGCGUGGGAUGAUCGUGAGGGUGCACGGCCUGCGCCUGCUGGAGGCGCAGGUGGCCACCGGUGGAAUCAUCGACCCCACGUUCAGUCACCGCCUGCCGCUCGAGGUGGCGUACGCCAGGGGCCUCAUCGACAGGGGCAUCACGUGCACCCUGGCCGACCUGAGCGACGACAACAAGGGCUUCUUUGACCCUAACACCGACGAGAAUCUCACGUACACGCAGCUGCAGCACCGCUGCGUCCCGGACCCCGUGGGCGAUCUCCUGCUGCUGCCCCUCGUCCCGAAAUCUGGCAGCAGGGCAGAGCCGGCGGACCUGCAGUUCGCUCACGGGAGGGUGAAGAUAUACCGGGACGUCAACAGUUUGUAUCGCAAGAUCGUGUCUUCGGUGCCGUAGUGAGGGCGGGAGCUGGUGCUGCCCGCGUGUGUAAAACCCAAUUGUUGGAUAUGAAGCAAGCGGUGGCAGCGGCUCAUUGUUGCUGCAGCAUCUUCGGGGGGUGGGGGGGUAGAUGGACAGCGACUGGACAUCUGUGAAAAAAGAGCUUCAUGGCUCAUCGGAUUCCUCCAGUAUAAAUAAACAUAAUGAUCCUGAGAAGGCACCCUGCGCCAGCCGCAAACGUGUCUAGAUAUGGCUCUGGAUGUAUAUGAAAAUAGAGCAAGAGAGGAACGUAUUCGUAUUUUUCAUUAAAUAAUUUUUCGUGAUUUUUUUUGGUUGCAGCAUCAAUAGGUAUGUAAGUCAGAAAGCAUUCGUUAAUUUUAUAGAAUAUUUUUAAACGUUCAUUAUUUACUUAUCCUAAGAGGAAAGGGAUCCACCUGGCUGCCACGUAUAAACUAGAACUUGCAUAGAAUGUGGACUUUUUAAAGCCAUUAUAAAUACACACGUUCUAUGUCUAACCCAAUUUUAAAGGUUUACCUAUUAGUUGUAAAUAUUUAAAAUAGUCUACCAAUGUCUAAUCAUUAAUUAUUUUAAGGCUAUGUUUGAGCGAUCUUGGUUGUAUUAGGCACUGCAGGUGCCUACAGCUAUUUGCAUAAAUAAUGAGAAAGUAUAACAUUAUACAACUUAUAGUUUCCCUCUAGAUUUUGGAUUUGCGAGUUCGUUCUGGUUGGACUUUUAUGCUAUUUUUCUUGACCUAUAGCUCGGUUGUAUACCCAUAAAACCAGCAGUGGCGGUACAAUCGACUAAUAAGUUACCUGUUGCAACAACACCUUUGGAACCAGCCCUAUAAUGUCGUCCUUUACACUGUUAUAUUUGCCAAAGAGUCAUUUAUAAGUCAUGUCUGUAUUAACACAACUUUGCCUUAAUUCUUUGCAUGUACCAAAAAAUAUCUACAAAAGCACUUGACCUUUUAAAUACUAAAUUAUGCAAAUAUAUAAACAAAAAAGCAUAAUAUGCAUGUAAACACAGCUGCAUUUUGGUGUUGCUUUUCUCUUUUCAGAAGGCAUGUCUAUGCUCAAAGUUAUUAAUAAAGAUACUCCUCUAUAAAAUGGGAA
Messenger RNA from Lethenteron reissneri (Far Eastern brook lamprey), 8287 nucleotides. RefSeq names its product plectin-like. NCBI's taxonomy places the organism in Eukaryota, Metazoa, Chordata, Hyperoartia, Petromyzontiformes, Petromyzontidae. Gene Ontology annotation, molecular function: structural molecule activity. Gene Ontology annotation, cellular component: intermediate filament; cytoskeleton; membrane. The record is from RefSeq and is a predicted model, not a curated record. Gene Ontology annotation, biological process: intermediate filament cytoskeleton organization; wound healing.